GGUGGCCAGAGGCACAGGCUGGGCAGUGGCUGUAGUUGCAGUUUCACCUGAAGUCCAGAGCUGCCACCAGACUGUCUAGGCAUUGGACUCCGGGUCACCAGACCAGCCAUGGCCAUGAAGGUAGACAGCAGACCUGGGGGGGACCCUGGCAGUGGCAGUAACCAGGGCAUAGCCCUAGAGCACGUGCAGGCGAUCACCCGAAACUACAUCACCCACCCACGAGUCACCUAUAGGACAGUGUGCAGUGUCAAUGGGCCUCUGGUGGUGCUGGACCAGGUCAAGUUUGCCCAGUAUGCUGAGAUUGUGAACUUCACCCUCCCUGACGGGACUCAGAGGAGCGGCCAAGUGCUUGAGGUGGCUGGGACCAAAGCCAUUGUUCAGGUAUUUGAAGGGACCUCUGGAAUCGAUGCCCAGAAGACCACGUGUGAAUUCACAGGGGACAUCCUACGGACUCCAGUCUCAGAGGAUAUGCUGGGUCGAGUUUUCAAUGGCUCUGGCAAACCGAUCGACAGAGGGCCAGCAGUCAUGGCAGAAGAUUUUCUGGAUAUCAGUGGACAGCCCAUCAACCCCCAUGACCGUAUCUACCCUGAGGAGAUGAUCCAGACAGGAAUCUCUACCAUUGAUGUCAUGAACAGCAUCGCCCGUGGCCAGAAGAUCCCCAUCUUCUCAGCAGCUGGACUCCCCCACAAUGAGCUUGCCGCACAGAUCUGCCGCCAGGCGGGGCUGGUAAAGAAAUCCAAGGCAGUGCUGGAUUUCCACGAGGACAACUUUGCCAUUGUCUUUGCAGCCAUGGGGGUGAACAUGGAGACAGCGAGGUUCUUCAAGUCUGACUUUGAACAGAAUGGAACCAUGGGAAAUGUCUGCCUGUUCCUUAACUUGGCCAAUGACCCCACGAUCGAGCGAAUCAUCACACCACGACUGGCACUGACCACAGCUGAAUUCCUCGCCUACCAGUGUGAGAAGCACGUUCUGGUCAUACUGACGGACAUGAGCGCCUAUGCAGAGGCCUUGCGCGAGGUGUCAGCUGCUCGAGAGGAAGUGCCAGGACGCCGCGGCUUCCCGGGAUACAUGUACACAGACCUGGCCACCAUCUAUGAGCGCGCCGGCCGAGUUGAGGGCCGGGGUGGCUCUAUUACCCAGAUUCCUAUCCUCACCAUGCCUAAUGAUGAUAUCACCCACCCUAUCCCAGACCUGACAGGCUUCAUCACCGAGGGACAGAUCUACGUGGACAGGCAGCUGCACAACCGGCAGAUAUACCCUCCCAUCAACGUGCUCCCUUCUCUGUCGCGACUGAUGAAGUCGGCCAUCGGGGAAGGCAUGACAAGAAAGGACCACGGGGAUGUCUCCAACCAGCUGUACGCCUGCUACGCCAUCGGCAAGGACGUGCAGGCCCUGAAGGCGGUGGUGGGGGAGGAGGCGCUCACGGCCGAGGACCUGCUCUUCCUGGAGUUCCUGCACAAGUUCGAGAGGAGCUUCAUCGCCCAGGGCCCCUACGAGAACCGCUCCGUGUUCGAGUCUCUGGACCUGGGCUGGAAGCUGCUCCGCAUCUUCCCCAAGGAGAUGCUGAAGCGCGUCCCGCAGACCGUGCUCGACGAGUUCUACUCCCGCGACGGGGCGCCCGCGGCGGACACGGCGCUCUAGGCCCCUCCGCCCCACAGGGCGCCCUUCCCCCCCCCGGACGCCCCUCCGCGCCACCCCGACGCCUUGGUCUCGUGGCUCGGGUCCCCAGUCCGACGCCUUACUCUAACCGAAGCAUCGCAUCUCAACUGUUAACUCUAUUUGGAAGCUUUUUUUUGAAGGGUUUGCUUAGAAUGGAACCAAGGCCCUUCAAUAUACCAUGCAAGCGUUUUACCACCCCAAAAUAAGAAGUUACUGAGAUGAAUUUAUCUCGGGUGAAAAUAAGAUGGCAAGAAAUUGGUAAUUGCUGAGGAUGCAAGUGAUGGGUACAUAACGAUUGUUGAACUAUUAAAGUAACCCCUGAAUUAGUACCUAACAGCUAACAGUAGAAUCUCCCUUUAGGAAGAUAGUUGUUAAGAUGAUAGAGCUGAGAAUAUAUAUGGCUUAGCAGUAGAGCUCUUACAGGUUUGCAUCACAUUUUUCCAUUUUUCUACUUUCAAAUCUAUCUAUUCAUAUCAUUGAAUUGUUAACGUCUCCUGUAAAUCAAUAUCCAGUUAUGUGCCAUUUACAUCUAAUUUGAUAUAGUGUCGGUUGUUAUUGAGAUGGAUGUACAUCUGCUGUUUGAUUUUUGUUUUCUGUAUAAGUCAUGUCUUUGGGUUUCUCUCUUCCUCCUUUUAGUUGUUUUGUUUGUUUGUUGCAUUAAGAACAUAUUUCAGAAGGACAUGGGGACACACACCUGAAACCCCAGUACUUGAAAGGUGAAGGCAGGAGAAUGAGAAAUUCAAGAGCAGCCUGGGCUACAUAAAAAAAAUGAGAAGCCGGGCUGGAGAGAUGGCUUAGCGGUUAAGCUUGCCUGUGAAGCCUGACGACCCCGGUUCAA
Jaculus jaculus (lesser Egyptian jerboa) is the source of this 2497-nucleotide messenger RNA. It is a transcript of the gene Atp6v1b1, whose product is annotated as ATPase H+ transporting V1 subunit B1. Gene Ontology annotation, biological process: ATP metabolic process; proton transmembrane transport. Gene Ontology annotation, molecular function: ATP binding; proton-transporting ATPase activity, rotational mechanism. The transcript has 14 exons. Gene Ontology annotation, cellular component: proton-transporting V-type ATPase, V1 domain. The record is from RefSeq and is a predicted model, not a curated record. Bases 109 to 1641 code for a protein of 510 amino acids. Lineage: Eukaryota; Metazoa; Chordata; Mammalia; Rodentia; Dipodidae.